GAUCUAAAAUAAUACUUCUUUUUAUAAUUUUGAUAUAUUUAAAAUUUUGUUAUAUUUUUUAAUAUAAAAAAUUUUGUUUAAACAAAAUUAUAGAUAAUGACUGUAAACAAUCAACAAAAAAUGUACUCAUUUUAAUAAAUUCAGAUUAAUUCAAAAUGGAAGCUGGACCUCUAAAUGUAGUGACUCAAGGGUCUGAGAGUAGUCUAAAUGUAGCUGGUCGGGGAAAAUUUUUUGAAAAUUACAUUCGGAAUUUAAAAACUCUAAUAGAGCAAUCCCCGUUGUAUCAAUCCAUGAAUGAAAAUGACACCGAUAUCAACGUUGUUAUUGAAAGGCAUAUUAAAACCGCGAAGAUUGAAUCGAUGAAAAUGUCUAAGAAAAUCCCCGUUAGAAGUGAUGGAAUAAUUGAUAAUGUUCCCGAUCGUCCAGCACCAAUUACUCAUAUGGGACCCAGUGGAAACACUAGUGUUAGUAAAAAAGAGGAAAAACUUAGACUAAUACCAGUAGAUAUUCAUCAGAAAGUAUCGUCUGAGGGCGUUGAGGUUGUAUUUGGAUUUGAUUACAAAUAUUUAGAAGCAAACAAGGAUUUCGGUAUUGUUACUUUAAGAGAUUUGAAAAAAACACUAUGGAUUGGGAAUCGAUCAACGUAUUCAACUCAGAUUCUGUUAUAUUCUAAUGGUACGAUUGGUUUACUCGUAUUGAUGUUGAAUGAAAAGUCGUUGAAAUUUCUGGAAAGAAAUUGGUAUUGGGGAUGGAAAUGUAUACCAGAGAGGUUUAACUUCAAAUAUUUAGAUGUGGUCGACGAUAAAUGGAGAACAUUUAGUUCGUUCGAAUGUGAGACAGAGCUUUAUGAGCAUUUUCUUAAUGCUUGCUAUUCAUUUUUUCCAAAGAAAGUUGGGUACCAAGGAAAUACUGUGUAUGAAGAAAGUGACAACGGUGUAAUGUUGUUUUCUUUGGGAAAUGACCUUUUAACAGGCAACAUACAAACUCAUUUAUUUCAACAUACAUCAAUAUCUAUUCCACUUGAAUCUGGUUUUGGAUAUGACCUAACUCAGGAACAGAAAGAAGGAGAAGCCCCUGUAACUUUUCUAGGAUCCUUUUCCAUUGAUUUUCAUAAAGUUCAACAUAAAUCGAUAGAUGAUCCUAAAUUUGUUUCUGAUCAACAAUCUUAUUUCAGAAAUUUGAUUAGUUAUGAAAAUGAAGUAAAUUGUAGUUCUCAAAAGGAACAGAAUACGACCGAAGAAUUAAUAACAAAUUAUGUUUCGCUGGAUUUUGAUCUUUUAUUACCACGUUAUAUAGAAGCGAAAAAUAAAAAUUUUAGGUCUUACAAGUGUCCUCCGGAUGAACUUUUUCACAGAAUAGUUGAAGGAAAUAAAAACAUUUGGAAAGUCAAGAAAAAUGGUCUUUUAGCUAAACAAGUCCAUUACUAUAUUGACGAUGACAAGUGGGUAAUAGUUGUCUUGGAGAACAACACAUUUAAAUUCCUUUACAGAGCGUCAGAUUCUGAUGUAUGGGUUGAUAAAUCAUCAGAAAUGUUCAAUACUAAAGAUUUGAAGGUGAUUAAAAGGAACAGACAAGAACUAUCACCAAUGGAUUUGAAGUUUAAUUUUUUCGGCCCACUUUGUAUCAUUCCCCUAGGUGACCCUGUUCGCGUUAGUUACAAGAAUUUCUCUCAUAAUUUUGAGCAUUGUGGAAAACACAUCUCAGUGUGGUUAGUAUACGAUGUAACGACAAAUAAAGCCAAAUUGGAAACCAAAGUCUUUAAUCUAAGGUCUGAAACUCGCAUAACUAACCCCCGAUAACUCAAAUACAAGAAGCUUGAAAUGAAGAAACGAGAAUUAAUUACAGCUCUGUAUCAACCCGCUUUAUAAACUGAUCAAAAUGUUUCACAUUAUCCCAAUUAAACACACCCUGUAACAUAGUGCUCCUAAGGUUCUGUUGAGGAGUUUUCUGAAAUUUAAAAGUCUCAUCAAAACAGUUGUACUGUUAUGGUGGUUUUGUUCUCAGGCUGCGGAAUGUAAUACUCCACAUCACACUUUUUAUUAACAUUAAUUUAUCUAUCAAUUUAUUCAAUACAUCA
Theileria parva strain Muguga is the source of this 2077-nucleotide messenger RNA. RefSeq lists its product as uncharacterized. Lineage: Eukaryota; Apicomplexa; Aconoidasida; Piroplasmida; Theileriidae. The record is from RefSeq and is a predicted model, not a curated record. The transcript has a single exon. The coding region runs from base 156 to 1799 and encodes 547 amino acids.